AUGGCGCUACUCGUGACCCUCUCAGUCGUGACUGCUAUCAUACUGCUGUUCUUCGCGAUUGAUCACGCGCCGCCACCACCAGCCCUUUCAGAUCCUGUACCAAUAUCGCAACUAGGAAUUAGUCUACACAAUCAGGGAACCCAACAUCAACUGCUCAAGCCGAAAGACGUCAAGGUCAUUGGUUUGAUCUUUUUUGGUAGAAAGGAUCGUGUCCAAAUUUUGAAGUGUUAUCUUGAGCGAAAUCUGGCGGUAAAUGGUGGUUGGCUCGAUGAGGUGCACUGGGUGCGAAACACUGAUCGCAAGGAGGAUGUUGAUUAUCUGCACCAGAUAAUUGCUGCUAAUCCAGCGUACAAGCAGAUCGAGAUCAAAGAGACUGGUUUUAUCGGCUAUGGCCUAGCAUGGUCAACCCUCCAAGAAGACGCAAUUUAUGUCAAGAUCGACGACGAUGUGGUCUUUCUGGCGGAUGACACGAUACCGCGAAUGGUGUCAACGAAGCUCGGUCACCCAGAAUACCUUGUUGUAUCAGCCAACAUGAUCAAUUCUCCUUUGAUGGGUUGGGUACACUACCACAUGGGCGCGAUUCACCCUUACCUGCCAGAAGUGAUUGAGCCUGAGGAGGUUUCUCCAGAAUUAGCGCCCGAGCGUGGCAAGCGACCUCCGCCAGUACAAAGAGUUCCUUGGCGACAUACACAGCAUCCCUUUUGGGAAGGUCCGGACGAUUACUUGUUCGAUUUUAUGCAGGAACCACCAUCGAUGAGACACCGCUGGCUGCGGCUGGCAACGCCCGAUGGCAACGCUGCGAGGCAAAUCAUGCGUACACCUAUUUCGGAUGCGCAGUACGACACAUGGGGAAAUAGUGUGCAGUCGUGGGCGAUUGCAGCUCAACAGCACUACUCUUUUCUUGAGAAUCUGUACGAGGAUCAAUUAGAUCUCUACCAGUUUUCGUCGAGAGCGCACGCAUGGAUCACGGACUAUCGCCGACUCAGCAUUAAUUGUAUCGCGAUCAACUCAACCGAGAUCCUGUCCUACCUGCCGAUGGAUACAGUCGAUGAAGAAUGGUUGACUGUAGUACUGCCCAAGAAAAUUGGAAAGAGUGUAGCUGUCGACAGUCACGCCUUGGCAGUACACUUCAGCUUCGGAGGGCAGGGUAAUGUACAGGCAACGGAUCUGUUAGGUCGAUACCUAGACUACGCACAGGAGAAUGCCUGUAUGGCACCCUCUUCCAUACCUAAAGGUGCAAAGGGAUCAUACUAUACCUAA
Lithohypha guttulata is the source of this 1260-nucleotide messenger RNA. RefSeq lists its product as uncharacterized. The coding region runs from base 1 to 1260 and encodes 419 amino acids. The transcript has 2 exons. NCBI's taxonomy places the organism in Eukaryota, Fungi, Ascomycota, Eurotiomycetes, Chaetothyriales, Trichomeriaceae. The record is from RefSeq and is a predicted model, not a curated record.